AUGCCGAAGAGCAGCAGGGAGAGGUUCAACCCGGGGCCGUCUGUGCAGUUCUCCAAAAUGAAUGUGAUAAUUCCCUUCUCUCCGGAUGUACCGUGCGACAGUAACGGGCAGCGGAUGUGGUGGGCUUUCCUCGCCUCCUCCAUGGUCACUUUCUUCGGGGGUCUUUUCAUCAUUCUGCUCUGGAGGACCCUCAAAUACAUGUGGACCGUGUGCUGCCACUGCAAAGCCAAGAAAAAGGAUGUGCACCGUGUGAUGACCACCGAGGCGGCGAAGCGUGGAGAGAAGGACGACCCAGGGGCCAGUGAGGUCGGCUGGAUGACCUCUGUGAAGGACUGGGCAGGGGUCAUGAUCUCAGCCCAGACGCUCACUGGGAGAGUCCUGGUCGUCCUGGUCUUCGCCCUCAGCAUCGGCGCCCUGGUCAUCUACUUCAUCGAUUCCUCUGAUCCCAUCGAAUCCUGUCAGAACUUCUACAAAGACUUCACGCUGCAGAUCGACAUGGCCUUCAACGUGUUCUUCCUGCUCUACUUCGGACUCAGGUUCAUCGCGGCCAACGAUAAGCUGUGGUUCUGGCUGGAGGUGAACUCUGUGGUCGACUUCUUCACGGUUCCUCCGGUGUUCGUGUCCGUGUACCUCAACAGGAGCUGGCUCGGUGAUGUGGAGGAGAGCUGUACAGGUGUUUGUGGUCCGGGGUGGAUCCCAGACCGGGGUGGAUCCCAGACCGGGGUGGAUCCCGGGGCCUCAGCGGGUCUCUCUGUGUGUGAGGUUUACAUGUUGUCUCUCUAUAGAGUGGAGGUGAAGGAGGUGGAGGAGGUGGAGGAGGUAGAGGAGGGGAAGGAGGUAGAGAAGGUAGAGGAGGAGGAGAUGGUGGAGGAGAUAGAGGAGGUGGAGAAGGUAGAGAAGGUGGAGAAGCUAGAGGAGGUGGAGGAGGUAGAGGAGGUGGUGGAGGCGGAGGAGGUGGAAGAGGUGGAGGGGGUAGAGAAGGUAGAGGAGGCGGAGAAGGUGGAAGAGGUGGAGGAGGUGGAGGGGGUGGAGGAGGUGGAAGAGGUGGAGGAGGUAGAGAAGAUGGUAGAGGCAGAGGAGGCGCGAGGUGGCAAGGAGGCAGAGGCGGUAGAGGAGGUUGUGGCGGCGGAGGAGGUGUAUGAGGUGGAGGAGGUGGAGGAGAAGCUCAUGCACUUCUCAGAUGUGACAAAACCUCCGUAG
Molecule: messenger RNA, 1200 nt
Organism: Knipowitschia caucasica
Lineage: Eukaryota; Metazoa; Chordata; Actinopteri; Gobiiformes; Gobiidae
Source: the annotation of a GenBank genome assembly